AGGACGUGGUGGAGAAAGAGGACGUGGUGAAGGAGGAGGACGUGGUGGAGAAAGAGGACAUGGUGAAAGAGGAGGACGUGGUGGAAGAGGAGGAGGAGGUGGUGAAGGAGGUGGAGGUGGAGAACGACGGCGACAAGGAAGGGGAAGAGCAAGGGCACGAAGACAGUCAGUCUCAGAUGAAAUUCGAGCCACUUUAGUUGACCAUGUCCUUGUCCAUGGGAUGACUAUGAGGGAGGCUGGGCAACGAGUACAACCAAAUUUCAGUCGCUUCACUGUUGCCUCCAUCAUCAGAACCUUCAGGGAGGAAAACAGGACACAGAGACGACCACCUGGUGGAGGCAGGUUAAGGCUUUUGUCGGAGGAGCAAGAGAGGGAACUUGUAAACAUGGUAAUUGCAAAUAAUGUAAUCCGCCUGCAAGAGAUUCAAAGGAGAGUGAUUGAGGAUGAUCAUCUUUUUCGAGGCAUAAAUGCCAUCAGCCUCUCCACAAUUGACCGCAUCCUCCGAAAGAAUCAAUUCCGGAUGAAACAGGCAUACCGAGUCCCUUUCGAACGAAACUCUGACAGAGUGAAAAACCAACGUGUGGAAUAUGUUCAGAGAAUCUUUGAGAUUGAAGGACGGCCUGUUCCCCAUGAAAUGAUCUUUGUGGAUGAGGCAGGUUUUAACCUGACCAAAAGAAGGAAAAGGGGGAGGAACAUAAUUGGCCAUCGGGCUAUUGUAAAUGUCCCUGGUCAGCGUGGGGGGAAUGUCACUAUGUGCGCAGCCAUCAGCCAACGAGGGGUACUCCACCGCCAUGCCGUACUAGGACCCUAUAACACUAUGCUUCUCCUUGCUUUUCUUGAUGGUUUAAGACAACAUAUGUUCCAGCUGGACUACAGGGAACCAGCACAGCCAGAGCAGCCUCACUACGUUGUUGUGUGGGAUAACGUCAGCUUCCAUCGCGCUGCUCUGGUUCGUGACUGGUUUACCAAUAACCCAAGGUUUUCUAAUAUCUUUCUGCCUGCAUACUCCCCCUUUCUAAACCCGAUAGAGGAGUUAUUUUCGGCAUGGCGGUGGAAAGUGUAUGACCGAGAACCUUAUGUCCGUGUUCACCUCCUUCAGGCCAUGGAAGAGGCCUGCCUAGACAUAUCAGUAGAUGCAUGCCAGGGGUGGAUCAGGCAUGCAAGAGGAUUUUACCCCCGCUGCCUGGCUGGGGCCAAUAUAGCCUGUGAUGUGGAUGAGAUUCUCUGGCCUGACCCAGACCAAAGACAAGAUGCUGUGGUGGGAUAAUGUUUCUGGUGUGUGUUGUACUGUAUAGUACAUGAAUGACAAUGUGCCACUGUACAUACAUUGGUUGCGUCUUUUGUGUUUAUCAUGUGACAAGGGUUUUGAAGGGGAGAACCAUAAGCAACCUAAUUGUUUUGGAACUAUUGUUUUGAAUUAAUUGUACCAGUGUGCAAAACUCUGUUGUAGUGUGUGUGUUUUUGAGGGCUUGUGUUUGAUGUCUGAGGGCAAAGUUCGGUUUUUCAGCAGGAGUGAAUAGUUUUGGGUGUAGAGCUUCAUUUUGACCUGGAAAUAGGAUGUUUGGGGAAUUGAGUGAGAUGUUAUGGAUUUGUGUUUACUGUUGUGCGGAUAUGAGGCGUAGUUUCAAGAAAUGUGUUUUAGCAAUCGAGAAAAACUGUAAUA
Oreochromis niloticus (Nile tilapia) is the source of this 1663-nucleotide messenger RNA. RefSeq lists its product as uncharacterized. The transcript has 3 exons. Gene Ontology annotation, molecular function: nucleic acid binding. Lineage: Eukaryota; Metazoa; Chordata; Actinopteri; Cichliformes; Cichlidae. The coding region runs from base 221 to 1267 and encodes 348 amino acids. The record is from RefSeq and is a predicted model, not a curated record.